AUGUAUGUUUAUGCGGUUGUAGCAGUGUAUACAUUAUUGUCGUCAAGUUUCUGUAGUACUUCUGAGCAGUUGAGGCAACCGUUUGGUGUGUUGAAACGAUUGAGACGUCAAUAUGUAGUAAAUGCGUUAUCACCUGGUGCCUUUGGAUAUCUUCAACCGGUUCAAGAAGUUCUAUAUGAUUUUGACGGAAAAUAUACCAUUUUUCGACCGAGAAAACGAUGUGAUCCAGCUUACAGUGGUACCGAAUCAGUUACAAGUUAUAAAACAAAUUUUCGCGUCGAUCCUGCAGAUGGUUAUGAAUGUGUAUUUGUAACACCAAUCAGAUUUGAUAUUACAUAUUCGAUGCUACGACUGGGCGACUACUGCGAAAGAUUUGUCGAUUACGGUCCACUUCUGUUGGAUCUGCAUAAUGAAACUGAAAAAAAUUUUUAUAUCCGUAAGUUUUUAUUGGCAAAUGGCAGCAGAAAGAACAACUAUUUAAUUGACAAUUUAUCAGUAUCAAUAUUUUUGAUGUACUCAUAAUU
Molecule: messenger RNA, 524 nt
Organism: Enterobius vermicularis (human pinworm)
Lineage: Eukaryota; Metazoa; Nematoda; Chromadorea; Rhabditida; Oxyuridae
Source: the annotation of a GenBank genome assembly